UGAUAUAUGUAUACUUAUAUAUAUUUCGAGUAUGGCUGUAAUCUUGUCUUCUGUCACAAUACUGCGCUUGUUAGCUUGAAAUUUAGUUUUGGAUUGUCCUUAAUAUCGUUUAAAAAUAUCGUACUGACUUCUACUUAUCGUUUUAAAUUGAAUUACGACGAAAAAAUGUCUAGUGAAAGUGUAAAAACAUUUGCUAGUCUUGAAACACCUGGAUAUGUAGGAUUUGCAAAUUUACCUAAUCAAGUUCAUAGAAAAUCAGUAAAAAAAGGUUUUGAAUUUACGCUUAUGGUUGUUGGAGAAUCUGGUCUUGGAAAAUCUACAUUAGUAAAUAGUUUAUUUCUUACUGAUUUAUAUCCAGAACGUGUAAUUCCUGAUGCUAUAGAGAAAACUAAUCAAACUGUUAAGCUUGAUGCUUCAACUGUGGAGAUUGAAGAAAGAGGUGUCAAACUUAGAUUAACUGUUGUUGACACUCCUGGUUAUGGAGAUGCAAUUGAUAAUACAGAUAGUUUUAGAGCUAUCAUACAAUAUAUAGAUGAUCAAUUUGAAAGAUUUUUACGUGAUGAAAGUGGUUUAAAUAGAAGAAACAUAGUAGAUAAUAGAAUACAUUGUUGUUUUUAUUUUAUCUCACCAUUUGGUCAUGGAUUAAAACCUUUGGAUAUAGAAUUUAUGAAGCAACUUCAUAAUAAAGUUAAUAUAGUACCAGUAAUUGCAAAAGCUGAUGUACUUACAAAAAAAGAAGUAUUGCGUUUAAAGAAACGAGUUAUGGAAGAAAUAGAAGGCAGUGGAAUAAAGAUUUAUCCAUUACCAGAUUGUGAUAGUGAUGAAGAUGAAGAUUAUAAAGAACAAGUUAGACAAUUGAAAGAAGCAGUUCCAUUUGCUGUAUGUGGAGCAAACACGUUAUUAGAAGUAAAGGGACGAAAAGUACGAGGGCGAUUGUAUCCAUGGGGUGUAGUAGAAGUUGAAAAUCCUGAUCAUUGUGAUUUUAUAAAACUGAGAACAAUGUUAAUCACACAUAUGCAAGAUUUACAAGAAGUGACUCAAGAAGUACAUUAUGAAAAUUAUCGCAGUGAAAGACUAGCAAAAGGAGCUCCUGUACCACCUCGAAGACAAACAAUUGCAGAAUCUGAAAGAAGUAAUUCUGUUUCUGAGAAGGACCGAAUAUUGCAAGAAAAAGAAGCAGAGUUACGACGAAUGCAAGAAUUAGUAGCAGUAAUGCAGGCACAAAUGCAACAACAACAACCUUAAUUAUAUAUAUUUUCUGCACAAAUGUGUGAAGAAAAAUUAAUUCUUUGCAUUACAGGUGCCAAAAAAUUAUAUUAAAUGAUCAAUAUGUUAUUCAAAACAUAAUUUGAAAAAAAAUUUACAAUUUUUAAAAAUUUAUUUAUGACAAAUAUAACUAGAAAAUAUACAUUUUUUAUUCAAUAUUUUUGUUUUAAAUAUUAAAUUAUGGACAAAAUUCAGUAUUUUAAAAACAUAGAAAACUAAAAUUAAAAAUAUAGAAAAAAUUACAUUAAAAAAUUAUAAUUUAAUAACCAUACAACACAGAAAUGCGUAAUAAGUGCCUUGCAUAUUUUUUUUUAAUAAAAUAAUUUAUAAUUUCCAUUAAAAUACAAAUAUCAAAAUUAAUAUAAUCCAUUUUAUAAAAAUAAAACUGUUAUAAAGAAUUUGUAUUUCUUAAACAAGAUGUAGUACAAUUAAUAUUUGGUAAAAUAUGUUAUAAUAUUAAAAUAUAUGUAACAAAUAUGCAGAAUCUCUCAAAUAUUAUGCAAAAAUUUUAUUUCAAAAUGAAAAACAAAAAUUUAUAAGAUACAAUAUAACUCCAAUGACAAGAAAUUAUAUAAGUUUAUAUAAGUUGUAUAAAUACAUAUAUACAAUAACAUUUUAUAAAUAUUGAUAUUUUACACAAAUGACAAAGAAAUUGGUAGAAAUAUAUGUACAAUUUGCAUAUCUUCCAAUAUUCCAUAUAUAUUUUUUUAUGAAAAAAAUUUUAAGACUGCCAAUAUUAAACUAUUAAUCAUUCAUAAUAUUUAGAAAUUAAAAGUUUAUUUUAUGUUGUGAUAAACAGUGUUAAAUGUAAAGUAUAGCUUUACAUGUGUUUUAUUUUCAAUAUGUAAAGUAUCAAGUAUUAAGAAUUAACAUUUAUUUUUACUUAAAUAUUCUAGUAAUAUUUAAUUACUAGUACCUACUCUUAAAUCAUUUUUAUAAUUUUUAUUUUAAAAAACAUGUAUGCAAUUUAAGAAAAAUAUUGUAUUAAAAAUAGAGAACUUUCAAAAUGUAGGUAAAAUGAACAUCAAUAUAUAUUACAUGAAUUUUAUUUUAUUUCUUAACUAUUGUACUUAUAUAUAUGCAUUUUUAUAUUAAGAAUAUUCUUAUGCUUUUAUACGUAUUGUACAGGUAUACUCAGAGUGUGUUUUAUAUUUUUUUUUUAUAAAUAUAUGUCUAUAAUAAUAUGUGACAUUGUUUAAGAUUUAUGCAUAUAAUAAUCUAUUACUGUUGAAAAAGCUGCAAAACCUGCUGCUCCAAUUAAACCUGCUUUUAUACCAGCUAAAUCAUAAAAUCAUAUUAAAAUUUGCUACUUAUAUAUAUUAAAUUUAUAUUUAAAUUUAAAA
Messenger RNA from Apis cerana (Asiatic honeybee), 2609 nucleotides. RefSeq names its product Septin 1 (gene Septin1). NCBI's taxonomy places the organism in Eukaryota, Metazoa, Arthropoda, Insecta, Hymenoptera, Apidae. Gene Ontology annotation, biological process: cell division. Gene Ontology annotation, molecular function: GTP binding. The record is from RefSeq and is a predicted model, not a curated record.